Messenger RNA from Sorghum bicolor (sorghum), 867 nucleotides. RefSeq lists its product as uncharacterized. The transcript has a single exon. Lineage: Eukaryota; Viridiplantae; Streptophyta; Magnoliopsida; Poales; Poaceae. Bases 139 to 867 code for a protein of 242 amino acids. The record is from RefSeq and is a predicted model, not a curated record.
GAAAGCACUGCACUUGAGAGUCUUUGUAAGUUCGUUAGAGCAGUUGUAGAAAUAUUUUAAGCGGAAUACCUGAGACACCCCACUGAUGCGGACGUAGCAAGCUUGCUAGCGGUGAAUGAGAAAAGAGGUUUCCCAGGCAUGUUAGGGUCUAUAGAUUGUAUGCACUGGGAAUGGAAGAAUUGUCCUAUGUCAUCACAGGGGCAGUACAAGGGGCAUGAGAACAGACCAACUAUAAUUUUAGAAGCUGUUGCAUCGUAUGACCUUUGGUGCUGGCAUGCUUUUUUCGGGAUGCCUGGAUCUCAUAAUGAUAUCAACGUUCUUCACCGGUCUCCUCUGUUCGACAACCUGGCUGAAGGGAGAGCUCCUGAGGUGAACUAUUCCAUUAAUGGCCAUGAUUAUAAGAUGGGGUACUUGCUCGCAGAUGGUAUUUACCCCCAUUGGGCGACUUUAGUGAAGACCAUCUCAUCACCUAUGUGGAACAAGCAGAAAUAUUUUGCAACAGCACAAGAAGCAGCGAGGAAGGAUGUUGAAAGGUUUUUUGGGGUCUUGCAGGCAAGGUUUCCCAUCAUUAGACAGCCAGGUCGCAUCUGGGACAGGGAGACACUAGCGUUGAUCAUGAGGGCUUGUGUUAUCAUGCACAAUAUGAUUGUUGAAGACGAAAGAGUUCUGGACCCAGACGAGCGGUUCCCGGAUGUUGGUGAGAAUGUGCAACCUUCUCAUGGCACGCCCACUCGCACGCUAGCUGAAUUUAUUGAAGCCCAUAAACAAAUAAGAGACAAACCAACACACUUUCAGUUGAAAGAAGAUCUCAUUGAGCACCUAUGGAACCGUCAUCCUGAUUUAUACCCCAUGGAACCAGCAUCUUGA